Nematolebias whitei (Rio pearlfish) is the source of this 479-nucleotide messenger RNA. RefSeq names its product matrix metalloproteinase-17. Gene Ontology annotation, biological process: extracellular matrix organization; collagen catabolic process. Lineage: Eukaryota; Metazoa; Chordata; Actinopteri; Cyprinodontiformes; Rivulidae. Gene Ontology annotation, molecular function: metalloendopeptidase activity. The record is from RefSeq and is a predicted model, not a curated record. Bases 87 to 479 code for a protein of 130 amino acids. The transcript is spliced from 3 exons.
CCAGAGUGGCGGGGUGAUUUAUCCCGUGGAUGCGGCUGUUUGGGUCUGUGUCUGAGCCCUGCAGGAUCAGCCUGACAUAGGGCACCAUGGUUUCACCGGUUCAGAGGAAUAUCACGCCAGAUAUGCUGCUUUUUGUGCCAAUUUUGUGGUUUUCAGCGCUGACCGGAGCGGCUCCUUCUCUGACCACCGAGCAACUGGACACCGGGGUUGACUGGCUGAGUAAGUUCGGCUACCUCCCACCCCCUGACCCAGUGACUGGCCAGCUGCAGACCAAGGAGGCCCUGACCAAAGCCAUCAAAGCCAUGCAGAGGUUUGGAGGGUUAAAGGAGACUGGAGUUUUAGACCAAGCCACUUUGGGACUAAUGAAAACACCAAGAUGUUCGCUGCCAGAUGUGUCUCAAGCUGAGGCGACGAAACGCAGGAAAAGAAGUCUGAUUCCUCCAAAUAAAUGGAAUAAGAGGCAUCUUUCCUGGAGGUAG